Molecule: messenger RNA, 492 nt
Organism: Iphiclides podalirius (scarce swallowtail)
Lineage: Eukaryota; Metazoa; Arthropoda; Insecta; Lepidoptera; Papilionidae
Source: the annotation of a GenBank genome assembly
AUGCCACCUAAGUUCGAUCCAAACGAAAUUAAAAUCGUAAACUUAAGAUGCGUUGGAGGAGAAGUGGGUGCUACUUCAUCUUUGGCUCCCAAAAUUGGUCCUCUUGGUCUCUCUCCUAAAAAGGUUGGUGAUGACAUUGCUAAAGCAACAAGUGACUGGAAGGGCUUAAAGAUAACUGUGCAGUUAAUAGUACAGAAUAGGCAAGCACAGAUAUCUGUUGUUCCAUCUGCUGCAGCCCUCAUAAUCAGAGCUCUAAAGGAACCUCCUCGUGAUAGAAAGAAGCAGAAAAACAUUAAACAUAGUGGCAACAUAACACUUGAAGAUGUCAUUGGAAUUGCCAAGAUUAUGAGGCCAAGGUCAAUGGCCAGAGAAUUGUCCGGUACAGUUAAAGAGAUUCUUGGUACAGCACAGUCUGUUGGUUGCACCAUUGAUGGCAGACCACCGCAUGACCUUAUUGAUGACAUCAAUAGUGGAGAAUUGACCAUUGAUGAA